Vombatus ursinus (common wombat) is the source of this 741-nucleotide messenger RNA. Its product is annotated as putative protein ZNF720. Gene Ontology annotation, biological process: regulation of DNA-templated transcription. The transcript is spliced from 4 exons. Lineage: Eukaryota; Metazoa; Chordata; Mammalia; Diprotodontia; Vombatidae. The coding region runs from base 1 to 246 and encodes 81 amino acids. The record is from RefSeq and is a predicted model, not a curated record.
AUGGGUAUAGUGACAUUCAAGGAUGUGGCUGUGGACUUCACCCAGGAGGAGUGGAGCCUCUUGGACCAUCCUCAGAAGGCGUUGUACAAGGGGGUCAUGCUGGAGAAUGCCUGGAACCUACUAUCCCUGGGGCUUCCAGUUCCCAGAGAAGAUGUGGUCUCUUAUUUUGAGCAAAAGGAAGCACCAUGGAUGCUGGAGCAAGAAAGCCUGAGGAGCUGCUGUCUAGGAGCACAUGAGUUGGAGUGAAGGCUGCUGUCUUACUUAGAAGUCGUGUGAGGCUGAGCUAUACAUAAAUCAUUAGCCCAAGUCCCUUUCCUGAUCUCUAUGGCUCAAUCUCUGUCUGAUUCUUGGAGACUCAUUGACCAAGUUCAUGUAGUGACUAUGACCUCAGUUUAGGGAGCUGGGAGGUAGAGACUUGAAGGUGUCCCAUGGUAUAAGACCCUUCAGGAGCCUAAAAGGGAGCAUCUGUGAUCUUCAAUGUUGGGUCUGGUCAGGUUCCAUCAGAGUUAGAACCUAAUGCAAGAAAGAGACAGAACUAUGACUGAAGCCAGAACAUGCGUUUGAUAAUUCAGAGAGAGGCCAGAAUGCAGGGAUUGAAGUAGAGGUUAGGGUCUGCUGUCAGCCCUCUGCCCAGUCAAGCAAUCAAUAAACACUGAUUAAGCACCUUGUGUUUUAAGCACUGUGCUAAGCUCUAAGGGUACAAAGAAAGGUAAAAGAAAGUCUCUGCUAUCAGGGAGCUCC